AUGUUAUGUACCUAUCUAUCUAUCUAUCUAUCGAUCUAUUCGCAUGUUCCAUGUACCUAUCCAUCUAUCUAUCUAUCUAUCUAUCUAUCUAUCUAUCUAUCUAUUUCAUAUGUACCCAUCUAUCCAUCCAUCUAUCUAUCUGUUCCCUAUGUGUACCUAUCAUCUAUCUAUCUAUCUAUCUAUCUAUCUAUCAAACCUAUCAUCUAUCUAUCUAUCUAUCUAUCUAUCUAUCUAUUUCGCAUAAUUCUACCUAUCUAUUUAUCUAUCUAUCUAUCUAUCUAUCUAUCUAUCUAUCUAUCUAUCUAUCUAUCUAUCUAUCCUGUGCAUGUUCAUAUAAACCUAUCAUCUAUCUAUCUAUCUAUCUAUCUAUUUCUUUAUAUUCAGCAUGUACCUAUCUAUCUAUCUAUCUAUCUAUCUAUCUAUAUCUAUUUCCGUAUGUUCAUUUCUAUCUAUCUAUUAUAUCUAUUUCCAUUAAUUAAUAUGUACCUCAUCUAUCUAUCUAUCUAUCUAUCUAUCUAUCUAUCUAUCUAUUUCCGUUAUGUUCACAUGGUAUAUCCAUUAUCUAUCUAUCUAUCUAUCUAUCUAUUUCCCGUAUGUUCAUAUGUACCUAUCUAUCUAUCUAUCUAUCUAAUUCUAUUCCUAUCUUCUAGUAUCUAUCUAUCAUCUAUCUAUCUAUUCCCAUGGCACAGCACCCCAAUCUAUCUAUCUAUCUAUCCAUCUAUCUAUAAAUUUCAAUCCAUAAAUAUCUAUCACCUAUGUUCUAUCCAUCCAUCCAUAUCUAUCUAUCUAUCCAUCCAUCCAUAUCUAUGUAUCUAUCUAUCUAUCUAUCUAUCUAUUUCCGUAUGUUCAUAUGUUAUCUAUCUAUCUAUCUAUUUCCAAUAUAUCUAUCUAUCUAUUUAUUCAUUGUACCUAUCAUCUAUCUAUUUAUCUAUCAUAUUCAUCUAUAUGUUCAUAUCUAUCUAUCUAUCUAUCUAUCUAUCUAUCUAUCUAUCUAUUUCCCGUAUGUUAUAUAUAUCUAUAUAUCUAUCUAUCUAUCUAUCUAUCUAUUUCCAUGUUUAA
Acanthosepion pharaonis is the source of this 1059-nucleotide messenger RNA. NCBI's taxonomy places the organism in Eukaryota, Metazoa, Mollusca, Cephalopoda, Sepiida, Sepiidae. The record is from the annotation of a GenBank genome assembly.